AUGCUUAUACUUACCUGGGUGGACAGUGAUAUCCGACUAGACGAUGAGUUGGUCGAAGAACGACAAUGCCAUUUCUGGGAGGUUCAGUAUAACUCAGAUCGGCCUUCCCACGUCUAUGUCCGCAAUAUGAGCCUAAGCGGCACCACGUACAUCGUUCGCAAAGGGGAGCGUAUCCCCCUCUCACCGUAUGCCCCUGCAGGUCGUGGGUGGCUCAUUGAACCCAAUACCGUUGUUCAAUUCGCUGGGUACACUGUCACUGUCCAGCACCGAUACCUUAGUCCUAUUGUAGAGGAGCUUGAUGUCAUCCAGCAAGCCGAGUAUAGACAAUUUCAAAAGGACUUUGAGAUAUGCGAUAUUGUUAUGGGCUCCGGCGGUCAAGGCGAAGUCCGUCUAGCCCUGAACCUUAGGACCAAGGAGCAAUGCGUCGUCAAGAUUGUCAACUUAGUUAAAAUGGUGGAGUGUGCUGGCCCCCGCGGACUUCAUUGGAUCAACCGUUGCCGUCGCGAGGCCGAAGUCCUUGGCCAACUUAAUCAUCAUAAUGUCGUCAAGCUCAUCACUCACUACCGAUCCGCUUAUUCUGUCUUCCUCUUCCUAGAGCUAGCCUCUGGCGGUGAUUUAACCUCGUACAUGCUCAAGACUAGGCCCAUGCGCGGAAGCGAUUGCCAGGGUAUCCUACGCCAGGUUGUUUCAGGCCUCCGGUACAUUCACGAUCGAGGCCUUGUCCACCGAGAUUUGAAGCCAUGCAAUAUCUUGCUAGCCUCGAUUCCGCGCGGCACCCACCGCGUGUGCAUCUCUGACUUUGGGUGCGCCGACAUCUUUGCGGCUCGGCGGCUCAUGUCGGGCGUGGGCACCCGCGGGUACCAAGCGCCCGAGGUCCAGUUCCGCUCAUCGCCCCAGACUACAAGCGCCGACAUGUGGUCCCUGGGAAUGGUCGCCGUUGACAUGUACGGCUCGCGGCCCAGCUUGGCCCGCGAUUUCAUCCAGCGAUGUCUCCGAAUUGACCCCAACGAAAGGAUGACUAUCCACGAGGCUGCUGAGCAUCCAUUUCUCAAGAACAACGAUGCCGUGUGGUCCGUGGUGGAACGCAUACAAGAGCAAGGCAUCCCCAAGGUCACCCCCAUCACCACUUUUGGUGGCGAGCUUAUCGAUCAGCUCUGGGGUUCCGCCCAGAACGACCACCCCCAGGAGGAGCCUCCCCUGCAUCUCCUGCUUUCCAAGUUUGGUAUUUCUCGGGACGAGGAGGAAAGUUCGUCUCCGGAAAUGGAGUGCUCCCUUUCACAGAAGGGGUCCAUCUCCCACCUUCAUGUCGGCCUAAGCGAGAUGCGACGGGUGUCGAGCGGCGGCCGAACCAAGCCCGGCGGCUCAGCGAGGAUUGGAGUAAAAGGAAGUGGUUCGAAGUCGGCGCGGAAGUCGGCAGCGGCUGCCCGACUUUCCGUUGGUGGUUCGAACGAAGCUGCCAACGUCCGUUAG
Messenger RNA from Parascedosporium putredinis, 1470 nucleotides. Lineage: Eukaryota; Fungi; Ascomycota; Sordariomycetes; Microascales; Microascaceae. The record is from the annotation of a GenBank genome assembly.